AUGACGAAUCCACAGCAUCAGUGCCAUGGGGUCCUUGCGCAAGCCAUUUGUGACGCGGACCCGGCUGCGCAAAUUUCGCCAGAACUAGUCCAUCAUUUGGCGACCAGAUUAGAACCGCUCUUCAACCAAAGGGUUGCUGUUUUCGGCCGGGAAAGCAAAGCUCAAGAAUUGGUGCCGCAGCUUGUUGCUUGCCCUGGGUGCGGAGGACGACUUGCUGAAUGUCGGAGCUCCGCUGCUGCAGCUAUCGUCGUAGAUCUGUCGGGUUUGGUCCAGAAACAACACAUUCCACUGAGAUGUCGGCGAUCCUCCUGUCCAGACUUUGGUGUGCUGCUGUGGUACAACUAUACCGUGCGGAGUGGGUGCCAUCAUUUUGCAGGAGAGCUACCUGAGUUGAACUGCUUCAUGUUGUCCGCCACCUUCGGCUUCAGUGUCCCCUGGUUGCAGCAGUUUCACGUACGCAUGGUGAGGCAACAUGCGUCUUUCACAAGUGAAGCAGAUGUGCUCGGCGCGCAGGCAGCUUACAAUUCCCAGCUCCAUCUCUUACCAACAGCUCGAUUGCGGCUUCUCAUUAGCCAGGGGUGGUUUGCUUGGCGUCUCCUCACCCGGGUGCACCAAAGCAAUUUGGACCUAGCAUCUUUUGAUUUCUUGCGGCCCAUGGAGGACAUGAUUGGCUUAUUCUUGCCGCAGUUGCAAAGAGAAUUUGGCAGGACUACCUUGGAGGAAGCCCAAAAAGCCACGAUGCGCUGUGACGUUGUUGUGCUCGAUGGCAAUGCAAAAAAUCGUCGAGCUGUUUGCGGAGCCUCAUUGGCCGGAGAAACUUUUUCCAAGGAAUUGCGCCGGGUGGUCCGCCACAACUGUGCCAAUACUCCCGCUUUUCGGAGAUGCUUCUGUCCCGCCCAUUGCAGUCAAGAUGAUCAAUUCCAGGAAGUGACCAUUCUUCAGCACAAGCUCAUCAAUGACGGACAGUGCUUGAUGGUCUUGCUGAAAGAGACUGUGGAGCCUCAAAGAGAAGCUUGGGUAUCCGAUUCUGCAGUUCCAGCGUCUGUCCUGUCCAACUAUUUGCAGCAAGUGGGCGAGGCGAAGUUGAAACCCAGCAAACGCCCACGGCGAGAAGAGGAGGCAGACGGCAGAGGCGGCUCUUCCUCAUCGCUUGGACCUUCGAUGCUUGCGAGUUUAACGUUGCAAGAGAUUGGGCGCUCAUCCGACCCAACAGAUUUGCAGUGCGUGACUUGCUGCACACACAAGGAAGGCAGCGCUGCUCAAAGGCAGCUUGCCAAAUCUGCUGGAAUGUUGUGCGCGUGUUUGUCUGAGGGUUUGAUUUUGCACGUGCAAGAAAUCUACGGCUGUGAGUCGUUGAGCCAGAGAUACCUAUGUCUGGCGUCUGUGAAAGCCCUCUCGCCGUCCCUUCGCGUGGUGGUCCACGAUGAUGCUUGCCAUUUGCACAAGUACGAUUCAGAAGCUGCUGCCCAGAUAGCCCCGCCAGAGAUGAAGUACGUGUGCGACAAGUUCCACAUGGCUGGCCAUACCGAUGCUUGGUGUAAAGAGACGUUUCUGGGGCCCUUGUCUGGAGCCCACGAAGACAGACAGUACAUCCCUGCCAUGAAUUUGAUGUGGGAUGAAGUGGACAAGUGCUUCGACCCAAGCUACAUCCUUGGAGAAGCUGGGCACCGCUUCUGCCAAACAUACGCUGUUAGGGCAGCCCAUGCAGAAUUUCCUUACGCCCUCCACUGCUUGUCGCUGAUGUGUGCUCUUGUGAACGGUGCCAAAGUGGCUGUCUUUGCUACCUCGCCAUCGCCUUUGACGUUGGUUGCAAUUAAUGUCAACUACGCCCAGACGAGAAAAUCAUCCUUGACAGGACAUGCAGAGGCUUGUGGGCAGGAGUUGGACGCAGUCAUCUUGACGAACGCGGAGUCCAAGCUGGCGACAUAUUGUGUGGAAGAAGGCGCUCCUGCGCCAGUGCAGCACAGGUUGAAGCCGAAGCUAUUCUCCGCAAUGGUUGCCAGCGCAACACCUGAGGAGUGGUUCCAUCGAUGCUCGGGCGAUUGGAACCAGGUCCGAAAUGCUGACAAGUUGCCCGGAGACUGGUCUGGCCGAUGCUGGUUUGGCUUGCUGGGGAAUUUUGAUGAGGCCUACGACUUCCUGCUCAGCUUGGGUCUCUUGUCCGAUGGGCCUGCAUCCAAGGAGAAAGCCAAGGCAAGGGUGAACCCGUACCAGAGUGCCUUCAACAAGCUCUUGCAGUUUGGAACCAGCGCUCGCGCCACGAAAACGAAUGGGAGCUAUGGAGAGAAGCUUGCUAGAACCGUUAGCAUGGGGAUCACUUGCAAUAUGCACCCUGCGCAAUACAUCCCUAUGGAAAGAGGUGAGGUUGGUUGCCACGCAGCUUCCACCAAAGAACGGUUUGUCAUCUCCACUGGCCGCCCUGUGCAGCCGCGUGAAGACAUGCCGGCAGAUUUCUGUUGCCCUCCAGGACAGGUGUUCUGCGCGAUGGGUGUUGUGUUAAAGCGUUUUGGAUUCUGUAAAAUCUGCUCACAUUCUUUGCUGGAUUUGCUUAGCGCAGGAGUUUCCCGGCACCGAUGGGUUCCUCUCACAGCCGAAAUUGCGGCACUGCUGGGCAUAGCCAAAGAGGCUGCUUCGCCAGAUGCCGCUGCUCAGGAGUGGAAAGACGUUGGCCUUGAAGAUGAAAAAGCAGUGCAGCUCACCCAGAAUGCAGCGGGCGACUAUGUCCCAUCAGAAGAUGGGUACCCUGUGAGGCUCUUGGAUGGCAAGAUGAGCCGCCUACGGUUCAAACGUUCUCCUGCGUCGACGUCUGGGUUUGAAGCUCAGUGGCGCGUUGCCAACAGAAGCUUUGCCAUUCCAGCAGAGUGCUCCCUGACGGCCGCUGUCUCCCGAGUCACUGCCUACUUCGACCAACCUCACCAAGUCAUUGCCCUCACUCCGGAGGCGGAGUCUUGGCACAUGUCCUACCAAGGUGGAAUGAAUGCGCAAGCCCAUCUGUCUCGCGAAUCAGGGGAUGUUCAGGGUGGCGCUCGCUUUGGAGCCGCUCCGUGGCAAGUGGGAGUUUUGGCGGCUUUGCUCCUGGUGUUUGAAAUCUUUGUGGGUGCGCACAGUGUUGAAGCUCUUGGACGGAGGGAUUUGCAGGUCACUCCAGAUCAUUGCCAAAGGGCCUAUGCUCUGCUCCAAUUGGUCCAGAAGCUGAAGCAUAUUGCUUUGGGAGAUGCUGCCGCUAGCCCAGACCAUUUUCCGCAGCAGCCAAGUCCGCAACCUGCUUUCGAUUUGGCAACUUUGCGUGUUCCUUAUCAGACGGAAGAUUUUGCUUCGACCCAGCAUGGUCCCGGACUUCGACUUCCCCAAGCUGGCGAGGAAGAAGAAUUUGAACUUGAACCUGAAGAAGAAGAUGCGGAACCUGGGCCCAACUCGCUUGAAAGGCCUCCAGACAGCGUGGCCGAAGUCGUGGAGGACCUACCGCCCCAAGAUCCACCCGCAGGCGAAAAGCCGCUGGUUCUUGAUGAAGUGCGGGCAAGUGAUUUUGGUUUUGGCGAGAAUGGCGUCACAGUCCAGCCUGACGGUCUCUUCAGCCGUCACUGGACAGACCGGGCAAUCCUGAAGCACACCUUGCUGACCGGCAAGCCAAAGAUGACUCGCAAAGAAGCGUGUGACAAAAUGCGCACCAGCAGGGAGCAGGGCCGCCGCAAAGCGCUUCCGAAAGAGAAAUGGACAGCGGUCAUGGCGGCAGCCGCAGAGCAGCAUUCCAGCAUCCUUCAGCUCCAGGGUGAGACUUUGUGUUUGAAAGUGAUCCCAGACACAGCGCAGGGCAAGGUGAAGUACCACAAUGAAUUGAUGAGGGCUUGUGGGCUGACUUUGCGGGAGCUGGUGGCCGCCAUGGAGAAAGCAUCCAGCAACCAGGAAAGGAAGCGCCAGGAAGAUCGGCGCAAACGGCCCAGAGAUGAGGAGUGA
Durusdinium trenchii is the source of this 3954-nucleotide messenger RNA. The record is from the annotation of a GenBank genome assembly. Lineage: Eukaryota; Dinophyceae; Suessiales; Symbiodiniaceae.